CCAGACGGAGAGGUUUUGAAUUCAGCCUGUCAUUCCAGCAAGGUUAUGGAAUCUACAAAAUAUCCCAUGAAAACCACCACCAUGAUGAUGGUGAUAAAUCUCUGCCAUAUCACAACCUGGUGAGCUAUGACUGUGAUAACUGCAAGGAGCCCCAGAAAGCAAGUGGCGAUGCCCCCAAGUGCGGGAGCGCAGAGUUCAGCACCGCGGCCGUGGCGGACAGCUCCAGCCUGGCCGCUGGCCGGGGCGGGGCACACCCGGCAGGGAUGGAGAGCGGGCAAGAUCCUGGCACGGACAAGAACCUGGACCGUCUCCUUUCUGACAAAUUAGGGGUCUUUAAAAGAGAAGAGGCCAGCAAUUUUGAUAAGUCAACUCUUUUUGAAGGACCGGAAAGAAGAUUGUCUCAUGAGGAGGGCCAUAAACCUGAACUCACAGAUUGGGAAUGGUGCAGGAGCAAAUCAGAGAGGACCCCUCGACAGCGCUCAGGUGGUGCCUUAGCUAUUCCUUUGUGUGCUUUUCAAGGAACUGUAUCUCUUCAGGCACCCACAGGGAAAACCCUCUCUUUAUCUACAUACGAGGUAAGCACUGAGGGGCAAAAAAUAACACCCACGUCAAAGAAAAUUGAAGUAUAUCGAUCUAAGAGUGUUGGUCACGAGCCAAACCCAGAGGAGUCUCCUAAUACGUUUGCUGACACAAGCGUUAAAAUUCAUUUAGAGGUUCUUGAAAUUUGUGACAAUGAAGAGGCCCUGGAUACUGUGUCAAUCAUCAGUAAUAUCAGCCAGUCCUCCACACAGGUGAGGUCUCCAUCCUUACGGUAUUCGCGGAAAGAAAACAGGUUUGUUUCAUGUGAUUUAGGGGAAACUGCCUCCUACUCACUCUUCAUACCAUCAAACAAUCCUGACAGCGACAUUAACAUAUCAAUUCCGGACACUGUCGAAGCUCAUCGGCAGAAUAGUAAAAAACAGCAUAUGGAAAGAGAUGGUUAUCAGGAAGAAAUACAAAUGUUGAAUAAAGCAUACAGAAAACGUGAAGAAGAUGACAACAACAGUUAAAAAGACAUUGAAUCUAGACAUUUAAACUGGUUUGACGGACACUGCUCCUCUUGACUCAAGUUGUCCUAGAAAAUACCAUGACAACCGUUUUUUCCUAAUAAAUGAAUUACUUUUGUGUGGGUACACUAUUAAAGAGAACAAAACUUUUAAUCACAUAUAGAUGGGAAAACAGAAAUGCUUAAGUGCUUUACAGCUUUACAUAGUGAAUUUCAAGUUAUUUAUUUAUCUCUUUAUUUGAGGAACACUCAUGUCUAAGAACAGUUCUGAAUAAAGUCUUAGAAAACUGCUCGGGUUGCUUGUUGGCACUGGGUGGCCUGUCCGUGGGAACCUGCGGAAAAUAAGGGGAAAGCUCCAUCCAGGUGAAGUUUUAACAGUUUUGACUGACUGUUGCAAUUCUUCUCUUAGUGCUGCGCAAAACUUGAAACAUUUAUCUGCAAAAAUGUAGCAAAAGCCUAAGACAAACUCAUUUAUAUGACUAAGCAAAGGAUUAAAAAACAACUAAGUGAUUUAGGUUUCUACUGUUCUAUAUGUGAUUCAUAUGUAAUUCCUAUGUAAUGGGCCACUGUUAGAUCUUUGAAUAUGAAUGGCUGAAAUGUAAGCAUGCACAUUCUGUAAGUACAUCAUCGUGAAACUUAACAGUGUUCUCAUGGCUUGACAUUUCUUUGGUCAAACGUGUCAGGUGUUGGUUAGUUUAGAGAGUCCCCUUUUUCGCCUCCAUGAUAUCUUGCCAAGUUAAGAGGUUUCCCAACCUUACAGAAUAUUUGCACUCGAUCCAAAUAAGGGUAACAUUUGAAACGUCUGAAGAGCUAGAACAUCAAAAUUAACUUGAAUAAUUGUUCCUGUUUAAAGAUUUUCAGACAAGAGGCAUCCCUAAGCAAGGAACAGUGAUUCACAAUGUGGUCUUCUUCAAGGCCCGUCUGAAACUAAUGCUUUUCACAGCACAACGAUGGGAAUGGGCCAAGCUUGCAGAUUGCUGCAGAAGUCCCAGCGGCUCACAGCGAAGACGCUAGCAUUGUUCCUGCCGUAUGUAUUUUGUCAGUAAACCUAUCAUCACUCUUCUUUGGACAGACCCUCAUGCUUUAGAACUGAGAAAGUCAGGAGUCUGGGGUUACAACUGAUUUGUGACUUCUAGGAUGGGAGAAGGGAGCUGUUCACAGUGGCCAGUCUUAGAGACCUAACUGAGACAUCAGCCUCCAGAGAGAGAGGCAAAUAGGUUCCUGCCCUGAAGCACCCUCAAGAGGAAUCUGUCUCUCUGCUGACUUAUUGGAAGCCUAAAACUAAGCCUAAAACCAACCCAAAACUAGUGAGUGCCGUAUUUUGUGUCAAAUUCAGAUAAGAAGUAGGCAAAACAGUCAAUGGAGUCCUCAAGUCUUACAUGAAAUAUGUUGCAAAUGUUUGAAAUGCUGAUCUGUUUUGACUGAAAACUCCUCUUCAGAGGUUUGUCUUUCAUUUCAGUUGAACAGAGGUAAAUAGACUCCCAAGACUUUCAGCUGUUUGACUAAAAGUCACACUACUUUUUUAAUUAAUAGAUUUAAUUGCCAGUGGUAUGUGCAACGACAUAAUCAUUUAGGUGUCUGCAGUCAUCCUGUUUUCCACUCAGUAGGAACAGGCAAGGGAAAGUAAGCCAAAACUCAUUCAGGAUUCCUGUAUGGAUUACAAACAGACAAAGCAAAAGGGCCGACUACUGUGUCUCUGCAGUUAACAUUCAGUACGAAGGCAUGACAACAAACGGCCACUUUGCCUUCUCACUUCAGCAAACUAUAUCGGGCAUGACGUCGCUGAAUCACUGCCGUUAGGGUGACAGUGAUGUAGAUGUGAAGGGAAUCAGGGUCAAAGACUGCAGGUUGCUGUGAUAAAGAUGGGUCACUCUCUGCAAAUUGUGCUUUUCACGUGCUACCUUUCCAAGCUGAAAACAAGAGUACGUAAGGCUCUUAGUAGCACUAAGAUGCUACAUUAUAUUUCAGGUUUAGCUGAAAACUACAGUAGAAGGUCUGAGUAAUCCAUGCUAUGUCUAUAGAAUAAAUCUUGAGCAGGAGGGUUGGACUAGAUGAUCUCCAGAGGUCCCUUCCAACCUCAAUCAUUCUGUGAUAUCCAUUUGUACAAAGCAGAGAGAGGCAUCCUGCUAUCUCUGAAGAUACUGCUUUUCUUUGCCUUCUGUAGAAGGAACACAAAAAGUGGAUUUAUAGCGACAGAUGCACUUCAUCACAGCAUCACAGCUUUAAAGUUUUGUCAGGUGUUUUUUUCCUGAGAAGUGGUGGGGACUAUGCUGACAAGAGGAUUAAGUGCUGAUGUGUUAAUCUCAGAGGGGUAUAUUUAGAAAGAGUUAAAAUUUGGAGGCAUUAAAAUUCUGCAUAGAUGUGACCCUGAGCUUGACCUAAUCGUAGGAUAUUGUCCUGCUGCUGUAAUAAAAAUUACAUUUUCUUUAAUGAAUCUGU
Struthio camelus australis is the source of this 3484-nucleotide messenger RNA. Lineage: Eukaryota; Metazoa; Chordata; Aves; Struthioniformes; Struthionidae. The record is from RefSeq and is a predicted model, not a curated record.